This is a messenger RNA of Amoebophrya sp. A120, 480 nucleotides long. Lineage: Eukaryota; Dinophyceae; Syndiniales; Amoebophryaceae. The record is from the annotation of a GenBank genome assembly.
ACGGUCGGCAAGAAAACGCCACCGACCUCACUACCUCCGCCCCGGCGGCUAUAUUUCGCAUUAAGGAAGACAAAGCACGCGCGGUCGCGGAUGAAAGAAAAGCCCACUUUGUUGGUGGAUGUCGAGCAUCCUGGCGAAAGACUGUCGCAAGGAAGUCAUCAGAUUUUUGCAAAAUUAGUUGAGACUGGGGAAGUUUUUCCUUCUGAUGCAACUGCUGUCCUGUCUACUGCUGCAGAACAACUACACUACAAUCAAUGGUCGGUGGCCUCGUCACGAAGUGGUUGGAACCCGAUUUGCCACCUGGUUGCACUCAUGGCGUUGCUACUGCUGCUCUUUCACGGGUUCGCGAUCUACGCAGCCAGGCGGGACCGGGAGCACAGCACUAGAGGGAGUGCGCCUGCUGGGGCAUUCAGUGAUGUUGAACAAAGCCGGCGAAACAAGACGAAUUUGUUCCCCUUCUACCAUUCUUAUUCACAGUAG